Messenger RNA from Leptonychotes weddellii (Weddell seal), 2162 nucleotides. RefSeq names its product lysosome associated membrane protein 1 (gene LAMP1). NCBI's taxonomy places the organism in Eukaryota, Metazoa, Chordata, Mammalia, Carnivora, Phocidae. Gene Ontology annotation, cellular component: late endosome membrane; lysosomal membrane; plasma membrane. Gene Ontology annotation, biological process: establishment of protein localization to organelle. The record is from RefSeq and is a predicted model, not a curated record.
ACAGUGGUGUUUCCUAAUAAAGCCCAUUGUUGCCAUGGCUAGAGGCAACAGAAGCAUCCAGUUGUAUUUUCAAAACUGUGUUUGGAUAUUUCUGUCUUUCCUGGAGUUAGCAGGUCUCGUACACGGCGCAGCAGCGGUGUUUGUGGUAAAGGACGCCAACGGGACAGCUUGCAUCAUGGCCAACUUCUCCGCUGCCUUCAUGGCCAGCUAUGACACCAGGAGCGGGCCUAAGAAUGUAACCUUCGACCUGCCAUCUGAUGCAGCAGUAUUAAAUAGCAGCUCUUGUGGUAAAGAGAACGCUUCUGACCCCAGUCUCAUGAUUGCUUUUGGAAGAGGACAUGGACUGACCCUCAGUUUCACAAGAAAUGCAACACGUUACAGUGUUCAGCUGAUGAGUUUUAUUUAUAAUUUGUCUGACACACAGAUUUUCCCCAAUGCAAGCUCCAAGGUUAUCAAGACUGUGGAAUCUGCAACUGACAUCAGGGCUGACAUAAAUAAAAAAUACAGAUGUGUGAGCAACAACCAGAUUCACAUGCACAAUGUCACUGUCACACUCCAUGAUGCCACCAUCCAGGCAUACCUUGCCAACAAUAGCUUCAGCAAGGAAGAGACGCGCUGUGAGCAAGACGGGCCUUUUCCGACAACGGCGCCACCGCCGCCUCCCCACCCUUCGCCAUCGCCAACGCCCGAGAACCCCCCCGUGUACAAGUACAAUGUGAGUGGCACUAACGGGACCUGCCUGCUGGCCAGCAUGGGGCUGCAGCUGAACGUCACCUACAAGAAGAAGGACAACACGACCAUGACGAGAGUGUUCAGCAUCAACCCGAAUAAGACCACUGCCGGAGGGAGCUGCAGCCCCCAGCUGGUGACCCUGGAGCUCCGCAGCGAGAGCAUCCCCCUCCUGGCCUUCCAGUUUGGAAUGAGCGCAAGUACUAGCCGGUAUUUCCUGCAAGGAAUCCAGUUGAAUAUGACUCUUCCUGACGCCAGAGACCCCACCUUCAAGGCCGCCAACAGCUCUCUGAGGGCCCUUCAGGCCACCAUCGGGAAUUCGUACAAGUGUAACGCUGAGGAGCGCGUGCAGGUCACAGAGGCCUUCUCCAUCAAUAUCUUCAAAGUGUGGGUCCAGGCUUUCCAGGUGCAAGGAGACAAGUUUGGGUCUGUGGAGGAAUGCCAGCUGGAUGAGAACAGCAUGCUGAUCCCCAUCGCCGUGGGGGGUGCCCUGGCAGGGCUGGUCCUCAUCGUCCUCAUCGCCUACCUCAUCGGCAGGAAGAGGAGCCAUGCCGGCUACCAGACGAUUUAGCACGGCCUCUAGAGGCACAGACUAGCAGCCGCUGCGGGGUCUCUGCUCCUUUCCCUGAGCUUAGAUUGGUGUUGAGAGAGGCACACUUUCUUGCAAACUGAUUUCAAAUCUGCUUUAUCCAAUGUGAAGUUCAUCUUGCAACAUUUACUAUGCACAAGAGUAACUUUGAAAUGACGGUGUUAAUUUUGCUAACUGGGUUAAAUAUUUUGCUAAUGGUUCGACGUUAAUAUUUACCAAAGUAGAACUUUAAGGUGGGAGGGUAAGAGUGCUUUUCUAAGAGGGCCACUGGCUCCACUAUCAUUUGGCUUUUUAAGAUUCUGGUGUUUGGCCCCUUCAUUCUUGACUGAGAUUUCAGCCUCGCCAAGGGAGGUUCCCUGGUCUUGACCUUAGGACCUCUGAGGAGGGCUGGCUAGGUGUUAGGCUGGUAUGCUUAAGAAAUUAGUAGAGAAAGAAGAUCUUAAAACAGAAGUACUCCAGAAGAUGAAAAUCUGGAACGCUUAAAUUAAGCUUUAGAAGCCAGGACAGGCCCGGCCACCCCGCCCACCCAGGCGGCACAGCUCAGUACUUGGGCACGGUCACUCCUAUGCGUCAGGGCCUUUGGUCUUUCCAUGCUCUGCCACUCAAGAGCUGGCACUUUUUUUAAAAUAGAUAAAUGGGUGUUAUUUUUAUUUACCUUUUUGUAAAGUGAUUUUCAGUCUUCUGUUUGAGGUUCAGGGUGAUCCUGUUCUGCACUUGUGUAAAUACUGGGUAUCACACUCUGAUCUACCCGCUUGCCGCUCGGGUGGCUGUGCACUGAGGACCCUUCAUGUCUCGCAUUGCUGUAACAAUGCUAAUAAAACAUCUCUUUCUUUCUCUGUCUGGA